Rhincodon typus (whale shark) is the source of this 3852-nucleotide messenger RNA. RefSeq names its product ubiquitin associated protein 1 (gene ubap1). Gene Ontology annotation, biological process: ubiquitin-dependent protein catabolic process via the multivesicular body sorting pathway. The coding region runs from base 43 to 1593 and encodes 516 amino acids. The record is from RefSeq and is a predicted model, not a curated record. Gene Ontology annotation, molecular function: ubiquitin binding. NCBI's taxonomy places the organism in Eukaryota, Metazoa, Chordata, Chondrichthyes, Orectolobiformes, Rhincodontidae. The transcript is spliced from 6 exons. Gene Ontology annotation, cellular component: ESCRT I complex.
UUGGUGAUUAAUCAGCAUUACUUUCCUUUUUCUAGAUUCUAAAUGGCCUCUAGGAAAUCAGGAUCAGAUUUUCAGAACUCUGGUGCAGCCUUUAGUUAUCUUGAUGAUGUUCCAUUUAAGAUUGGUGAUAACUUCAAGAGUCCUGCCAAAGUGGGAUUUCCUGUUGGAUUUUGCAUGACAGAUUACUCAGAAGUAUUUAGAAAGAUUGAUUAUGAUUUCUCUUUCGAGAAGAGGACCAUAAAAUGGGCUGAAGAAAUAAAACACAUUAAAGCUGCGCAAGAGGCUGCUAGUUUAACAAGGGAAAUUUCUUCGGUGACUGCUGAAUCUGAUGCAUUCUCUGAGAAAAAAUGUGGAAUCCAAUACAAUGAUGGACCACAUUCUUCAGCAUUUCCACUGACUAUUAACCCUAUACUUGCCAGUCUAAGACACAACAAUAUUCUAACCCCAAUGCCAGCGAAUAGUAAAACUGUAACACAAAAAGACCCAAGUCCUCCUUAUACAACCAAAUUCAAUCUUGCAGACUUUGAAAGUGAAGAGGAUCCUUUUGAUAAACUGGAGUUGAAAACGCUAAAUGAUAAGGAGGAACUCAAAAAUAUUCUUGAAGUUCAAGCAAGUUCACGACCAAUGAUUAUUUCACAGUUGGAUAAUGACUUGGAUGUGCACAUUGUGGGAUCCACAGAUGCAUCACCAAGCUCAGAAGUGCAGGCCUCAACUGAGGAGGCUACCUCAGACUUCAAAUCUCUUCACAAGCCAAAUGGCCUCAUAGAUUUGCCACAGUUGGAGAACUGUGAAAAAGUGCCCUUCUCUGCCAAAGUAUCUCUCCCAUCUGCUUCAACUGUCAGCAAUAUCAAAUCUUUGUCCUUUCCUAAACUCGAUUCUGAUGAGAGUGAGCAGAAGACUGCUAAGCUCACAGGUACUUUCCACAGCACAAGCCUACCUAAUGGUGCGUUGUUUAGCUCAGUAAAGAACAACGAGCAGUACAAAGCUAGUGGUUUGAAUGGGCAUAACUUCCCUGUUAUGCCCCUCUGUUCUUCAAGUUAUGAACUUGGGAUUGACAGUACUACAGCAGCGUUGUCGUCUUCCAUGUCAGAUGUUUCACCAGUUAUAUCUACUGCUGGAGUCAAAAACUCAUCUCAAACUGAAGCAAAACUGGUUAAUUCCAGAAACCAACCUGCUGCAGAAAAGUUCACCAUAAACAUCACUGAUGUGGCAAAGAAAUCGGAAUGUUUUGAUCCACUGAAAUCAUUGACUCCAAGUGAGAGGCAGUGUGCUGCAACAAUAGUUAGUAUGGGAUACUCCUGUGAGAAUGUAAUAAAAGCCAUGCAGAAACGAGGAGAAAAUCUAGAACAGAUACUUGAUUACUUGUUUGUUCAUGGACGACUUUGUGAACUGGGCUUUGAACCAGCACUAGUGGAGGAGGGCCUGGAAAUGUAUCAGUGUUCCGAGCCAAAGACUUUGGAGUUUCUUAAACUCAUGUCCAAGUUCAGAGAAAUGGGCUUUGAACGGGGUGAUAUUAAGGAAGUUCUUGUUGUUCAUAACAAUGACCAGGAAAAAGCUCUGGAAGACUUAAUGACCCGUGCAGGAACUAGCUGAAGGCAACCCUUGUUCUGUCUCAGUCUGAUUGAGAGAACAGAAAGGAAAAAUAAAACCAUCCCACGUACGAUUCAGUUUCCAGCUCUGUUUAUACAAGCAUGACUGUAUGUUUCUUUCCUUUUGGACUUUUUUUUUGUGUAUGGCAGGGCAGGUAGGGGGUGGGUGUUGCCGGCGGUGGGACAGUAAUCCAUAAUUAAAGAAAAUCCCUUGCUUUGUAGGGAAGUCUAAGAUGAAAACAAACAAAAUACAAGGUGACAAUGGUAGCAGUCUUAAUGUAUUGACUCAUUUAAUGAUCAAAGGAGGCUGUUAUAAUGUGGCUGAAGUACACUUCAUUCAUCUUCCUCAAACUGUGGCUUGAUGAGAGAGCAGUUGAAUCCAUUUAUGUCUUACUUUUCUUUCCUUUGCUCCCCCAGCCAAUAAUAAUGUGCAUCUUCCAUUCUUGCACAGAAAUUUGAUUCAAUAUAUUGAAAAGCUGGAUGAUAAUUUUCCAAGGUUAAAGCUGCUUUAUGUCCUCUGUUAAAGGCUACAUUUACUGGACUGUAGGCUAUUGUAAAAUUGUAUUUGAAUUAAGUAACCUAUAGUGCAAUAGGAAUUAUUAGACUGGGCUAGUCUAUCAUCUGUCACUGGCUGGGCAGUAUCUCCAUCUAUGCAUUUUGUUUAAAAAACACAAUGGGAAGUCAAAACUCUCAAUCUUAACAGACAAAUAAGGACAAAAGGAAACCCAGCAUUGAUCUAUGCUCCAUCCCUGUAUGGGUCUCUCACAUGGAUUCCCUUAUAGGAAAUCUAUUCAUGGACUCUUAGAAGAAUUGCAGCGUGAGGUGAAAUUCUCAUAUACUUAAGCACUUUCUUUAAAUUGUCUUGUUGCCGCUGCACUUAUUUCAUUUACACUGUUGUUGAAUGUUACAUUAUGUCUUCCUCACUGCUGUAGUUCUGGAGUGUUUCUUUGUUAGUAAUCUUCAAUAGCAACAGAUCAUUUUUCUUUUAAUUUUAGAACAGAUAUUGCUUUGUUCUAUGUAAUGUUUCACAAACCUUCAACCAUCAGAAGCAUUUCUGAGUCUUGAAAGUUGCUUAAAAAUUUGAUUCUGCAAAACAGGUACUAAUAAAACCUUAAAAAUAUAUUUGUCUUUUUGAUUAACAUUUUAAUCUUAUUUUAUGAUGGUUCUAACUUCAAAUGACUGAACAAUUUCAAAAUUAAUGCAAAAUUAGGUUUUUUGAAAUUUUUAACAAUGAACAGUUUUUGUCUCAAAUUGGUUGAGUUUUGCGAGAGGGGCAGUCCACUCAUGGAAUAUAAUUUCUAACGUCGGUUCUUAACAUGUAUUAGUUGAUCUCCUGUUGUGUUUACAUGGGGAAUCUGGUCUUCAGUUGAAAUGGGGUAACAUGAGGAAUGACUGGAACAGACGCAUAAAUGUAAUUCACACUCCAUUUUGAAGUCACAUUCCAUGCUUUUUAUAUAUUUCUAAUAGAAAUACCCUAUAUUCAUAUUUACAAUGGAAACCGCCUAUAUAAGGUGACCAUGCUGAAAUUACAUCCCAGUACUGCGGCUGCAACAUUUCAGUUCAUGGAAAUGUAAUUAAUACAACUGCAUCAUGUUUACAUAAGCACUGGUAGUUCCGAACAUAAAUUUGAAUGUAGGAAUUUCUAAUGAAAAAAGUUGACAGAUAUAACUUAAAAUUUAUUUUAUGCAUCAUCCAUUAACAAUGAUUACUUAUAAAGAGUUCAAGUUAAGUAAGUAAAAAGGUAAAAUAGAUAAGUUUUAGGUGGACUUUCUGCUCCUAAUGGUGUGGGACAAAUGACAAGCAAACUCUUGCCACAUUCUGCAAGUUUUUUAAAAUUUGAAACAUUUUUCAAAAAUCAUUUCUGUCAUUGCCUCUGCUCCCUAGCAGAUGUUUGACUGCUCUUCAUACCAAUCUUCCAAAUUCCUUUAUGCAAACUACAGCUCAUCCAAAAAUCUAUAAUCCAUAUCUUCAUUAUCAUUAGAUCUCAUUGUGCCAUAAAUCCUAAUCUUACUGGGUUCCUGCCUCCUAAUACGACAAAGUAAAAAUCUUAAUACUCAUUUACAAAUUAUUCCACUGCCUUUCCUUGCAACCUCUUUCAGCAUGGGCUCUGCUCAUCUUCUGACUCAACUGCUGUGCUUUCUUCCACGUAUUAUUCAUUUGGCAGCAGAAUUUUCAUUUAGAGCACCAUAAACUUUAUUUCUUCAUAAAUAUCUCUUCAAAAUCUAGAGAUAGUAGGAACUGCAGAUGCUGGAGAAUCUGAGAU